AUGCUAGACAACAACGGUUUAAUCCGAUCAUGGUCGUAUCCGUUCAUAUUUGUUAAGAACGAUGGAGAGUUAUGUUUCAGCGAUGAUGAUCGAAAACUAAACGCAGUAACUAAAAAGGACAGCGUGGAGAGCGAGAGUAUAUCAGGAUCUAAAAAAAUAAGAAGUUAUACGGGUAUACCGGCUGAAAUCUCACCUAUGGACAAAGCUUUGCUAUACACGAGCGUGGGGCCAACGAACGUCCACGCGGAACAACAAAGGAUUAAUUUUUGGCGCGUUCCAUAUGAACGUUCUUUCUUCGUUUCCGAAAAAGAUAGAGUGCCGCGUUCGAAAGACCUUAGGCUAUAUCUGAGUGGUAUAGACGAGGUGAUGAUGGUCGAUGGUCGUGAUCUAGAAGGGGGUAGUAUUUAUAAGAAUCAAUUAUUGGCGAGUUCU
Ambispora gerdemannii is the source of this 432-nucleotide messenger RNA. The record is from the annotation of a GenBank genome assembly. Lineage: Eukaryota; Fungi; Glomeromycota; Glomeromycetes; Archaeosporales; Ambisporaceae.